AUGGAAAUGGAGUGGAAGAAACUAAUGGCAGACUGGAAGAAAGAAAACAAAAAUUUAGAAAGCAUUGGCCUCAAACUGAAACAACUUAAGGAACUAAUGAAUAAUGCUGAUGCUUUGCGAGGUCUCAGUCAUGAAACUAUUAUUUUGAUUCAUCGAGAUGUAUUUGAGAUAGAGGUAUUGUACGCGAUACUCAGAUCCGAUCUUGAUUCUUUCCAACAAGCUAUAAACGUUGUUCUAAGUUUCUAUAAAUCUUACAGUUCUAGCGAAAAAUGGCCAAACAAAUGGUUGAUGAUUGGCCUAAAUCUAAUGUACCUCCUUGCUACCAAUCAACAUCCUGAAUUUCAUAUGUUAUUGGAGCAAAUCGAUGAAGAAAUUCAACAAAAUAAUCCUUAUAUUCAUAUACCGCUAACACUGGAGCAAUCAGUAAUGGAGGGAGCCUAUCAUAAGAUAUUGCUGACAAAAAAAAAUAUCCCAAGUCCUUACUACACAUUAUUCAUGCAUAUGUCAAUGAAUACUAUUCGAGAGGAAAUAGCAGCAUGUGUAGAAUCUGCUUUCAUCCAAAUAACUCAGAGAGAUGCCGCAAAAUUACUUCUUUUCAAUGAUGUCCACGAACUGAUGCCUUUUGCAGAAAAGGUAAUUCUUACUUGCUGGUGA
Molecule: messenger RNA, 654 nt
Organism: Thelazia callipaeda (thelaziosis nematode)
Lineage: Eukaryota; Metazoa; Nematoda; Chromadorea; Rhabditida; Thelaziidae
Source: the annotation of a GenBank genome assembly